GCGGCGCGAGCUGCUGGCGGUUCUCGUGACGCUGGCCGGCCGGCGGGGUGCGGGCAACGGUGGAUGAAAUAAUUUACAUGCGGACUAGUGAGCUAUUACAUACAUUUUAGGAAGAAAGUCAGAACUGGAAUGCGUACUGACUGGAAAGACUAGAAUGUGGAGGCACAGCGAGACUUGUGUGAAAUGCAGACCAGCAAGAAUCAAAUAAAAGUAGAACUCGUAGAUGAAAACUUUACAGAAUUGAGAGGGGAGAUUGCAGGGCCUCCUGAUACACCAUAUGAAGGAGGGCGAUAUCAACUAGAAAUUAAAAUUCCAGAAACAUAUCCAUUUAAUCCUCCAAAGGUUCGGUUUAUCACAAAAAUUUGGCAUCCAAAUAUUAGUUCAGUAACGGGAGCCAUUUGUUUGGAUAUUCUGAAAGAUCAGUGGGCAGCUGCUAUGACUCUACGGACAGUUUUGUUAUCGUUACAAGCCUUAUUGGCAGCAGCUGAACCAGAUGAUCCACAAGAUGCAGUAGUCGCACAACAGUACAAGCAAAAUCCAGAGAUGUUCAAACAGACAGCCAGACUCUGGGCGCACGUGUAUGCUGGAGCACCCGUUCCUAGCCCCGAGUACACUAGAAAAGUAGACAAAUUGUGUGCUAUGGGCUUUGAUAAAAAUGCAGUAAUAGUGGCCUUGUCUUCACAAUCCUGGGAUGUGGAAUGUGCAACAGAACGACUGCUCAGUAACUGAGGAAUUUGGGAUUGCUUCUAUAGCUCUGAUGUCCAUUCAUUGACAAGCACCUCUGCCCUUUGUUCUUACUGGGUUCUGCAUAGAUUCCAUUUUAAACAUCACUGUAAUAUGUGAUAAUUGCUUUAAACAAGACUGGAUUCGAUGCUCUGUAAAUAAAGCUCUCAAAAGAUCUGUGUAAAUUAAAACAAAGGGGAAAUGUGAAAUACUUUUUAAUUUUUUUCCUACUCUGCACUGUAAGAAUCCUGAGUUUGAGUUGCAUUCAUCCCCGAAGAUGACAUAAUACACCUGCUUUAGUGCAGUUUAACAAAGUACCAAGGCUUUCAACUGCAACAAUUUGUUCUUGAUAAAAACAUGUAAUGUGGCCUACAUCUUAAAAUAUGGUUGUUUUCUACUUUUUGUAUGUGUCAUGGCUGUUAGCAGCCAGUCCUUCUGAUCAGAGUACUUCUGAUUCUGUUUAGUUUGGUAUUUAGUGAGUGCCUGCUUCACUCUUUAAUUGUGGCAGUAAUACACGAGUGCUGUGGAGAUAUUUUUGAAAGUUAAAUCGUUGAGGAUGCCAAAUCAAAGGUUGAAGCAUAUUCAUGAUGAGUAGAUUACUUGAUUAUUCUCCCAUGGUUGCAUUGUUUUCCAAAAGUCUUUGCUAUGACACAGUCAAAAAGUGUUGACAUGCUAAGUUUUUUUUAUGGUUAUAGCUGUUAAGUAACGUGGUAGCCACCUUGAUUUACUUAACAGGUGCUUCAAUAUGCAGUCCCAGCUUGUGAUUGACAUUUUCUCUGGAAGCGAUGGUGGCUGUUCUCUUGCUGUACAUAAUUUAAAGUUCACUUAGAAAUAGAGGUGUGUUAUUGAUCAGAUUGUCUGCACUCUAUUGAGUAUUUCUGAAAGUUCCAGUAAUGGGAUAGUUCCUGUAUAUACAGCCAAGCUUUCUAUUCGUAUUAAAAUAUUUCAUCUCCAGUUUCCACUAACAUUGAGGUUAUUUAAUAUGAUCAAUUUCUGAAUUUCAGACAGGUAUCAAUUUUGUUGAAUUGAAGAACUUGUAAUUUUUUAAAGUUGCACGUGUCUAUCUUCAGAAAGAAUUUUUAUUUGCCGACUAGUGCUUGUUGGAAACAGUAGUCAUUCCAAUUUUAAAAAGAAUUUCUGUUUAUUUAAGUGAGGCACAGUGCACCUUUUUAAACAUAGUUAUUGGGAAAGUGAAAAGUGAGCACUAAACUUCAGAUUGUAAUCUAUACAAUCGGAAUAAUUGAGCUAGCGUGGGAUUUGAUCCGUUAGUCUUGUUCAAUGUAAUAGGUGACAAUUUAUACUAAUUCUCUGGAACUCUGAAAAUCUGACAUUACAUUUGAAUUUCAACUCCUGUGUCAUCCUGUAAAUCUUCACUUUAGUCAAACACCCCUUUGCUCUGUUUGGCUGCUAAAGAUUCAUUUCAGCAGCUAUGUUAAAGUCUGGGAUCACAGAGACUACCCCUUUGGCCAGUUUGUUCUUGCUGACCAUUGUACCUUUUAUGCUAAUUUUAUUUACAGCAACAUGGUCUGUGGCCUUCCAUGCCUUGGUGAUUCAAGUGCUCGUCUCGAUAUUGCUUAAAUAUUGUGAGGGUCUCUGUGUCCACGUGCCUCAGGCAGUGCAUUCCAGGUUCUAGCAGUACACUGGGUAGAAAAACUCUUCCUUUGUUAAGGAACUAAAACCCUCUAGUCGCAGUCAGCUGUGCUAUAGGAUAAAUUUUCUACCAACAACUUUUAAUUUUGUAUACCUCUAUGAACUCCUCCCCCGCCUCCUCCAUGCCAAAGGAACUAAGCCUCUGCUCGUAACUGAAAUGCUCCAUUCAAGGCAUCACCUUGAUAAUUUACUCUGCAUGCUCUUCAGUUCAUUCAAAUUCUUCCUACAGUGUGGUGAUCAGAACUCUUCAUAGUACUCCAGCUGUGACCUAAACAAUAUUUUUAUAAAUGGUCCAUAAACUCCCUGCUCUUGUAUUCUGUACCCCAGUUAAUGAAGGCAAAUAUCUUGUAUGGCUUCAUCUUACCUACCUGUGCCACCACUGUUAGGGAUCCUUGAAAUUUUAAAUGGACGUGCCUCUUCUUUAAUACUACCCAAGCCUCGACUAUUCAUUGUGUACACUUAAUUAGUUCUCCCAAAUGACAUCGUCAUGUCCUUAUCAGGAUUAAUUUCUUUCUAUCCCUUUGGUCCUUUUAAAUCAUGGCUGAAAUAGACUCUAGUUGGGUAUCUUGAUUCCUUUUCAUGUUUUAUACUUGUCUAACAAAAUUGGUGAACUUUGAAAUGACAUGAAUGAUCUACUUUAGUGACUUUUUUUGGGAGGGAGUUUCAGAUUUCCACCAUCCACUAUGCAAAGUGGUGCCAAAGAUAACCUUUAAGUGCUCUAACUCUAAUUUUAUGUUUGUGUUCUACUUUCUAUCUACCCUCUUUUAAGAGGAUGUUGUUUCUCAUUUUCCACUGGCAAGUAAUUUUGUCCUAAAGUCUUGCUGAUAUUAACACUUGAACUAUCCGCAAGUCUAGCAAGGGGUAUCUAAAAGUAAUGGGCAGUUAUAUUUAUUGAUUAUUUCUAUAAUUGACUUUUGUAGAAUUUAGACAAAUGAUUGUGAAUGGAAGAAAUGGAGACUAAGAUAAUAGGCAGGACUAAAACUAUCCCUUUACAACGGGGACAAAGAUGCCCCAGAAAAUGAAACUGCCUGCUGUUUCGAUUUUCCUCUUAAACAGCAUACCAAUAUUCGUUUAUAUAAUUAAGCCUCUGCAGGUUCAAGUCCUAGCGGGUAUGGCUUGGAAAAUGUAAGCUGAUUCUUUGUUCAAUCUCUCUUUCCAGUGAUGCACCAGUUACACUCUUGACUAAGAGUAAUCUUUUUGUUAGGGUUCCUAUUAGUUGCUGUAAGCUUUUAAUUGCUGAAUAUUUUAAGAUUUCUUGCUCUGAAGCUUUAAAUACAGUAUCCACUUUUAUUCAUUUGUGAGAGGAGUAAUCCUCAAAGUUCUUUGUUUACAAAAAAACUACGGUGGAGUAUUUGAAUGUUCAAAUUUGUGAACUUCACAGUUUAAUCGGAAACCGGCUGCCCAAUUAAUUCUCCGACUGAUGAUCUUUGCAACUUCUCACCUUUUUGAACGCUGUUGGGAAUUGGAAUUUGAAUCUAUGAGUUGCCUUGAUUAUGAAGCAAACAACUGUUUAAAAAGUAUAAAUAUAGCCUCGAGAAUUACCAGAAAGAAAACUUCACCUUUUCUGGCCGCUACUGUAAGAAACGGUGCUUGUGACAACACCAGAUGGUUCUGACUGCUGUUUGGCCCAUGUACAGUUUAUUACAAAAUAGCGAGAAUUGUUGUUGAAUCAGAGUUCUUUAUUUCAAUGAUGUGGCAUUUUAGACGUCUUUACUUGACGUAGUUACAUUUAUUUGAAGGCAAGUGUUCAGGAUUGUAUAUAAAGAAUUAUAGCAGUAGAUUGAGUGAACCAUUGAAAUUUUUGAACCAUUAAGCCUUUUCAGUGCCCAGAUGAACUUGACAAAGCUUUCUGCAUGUAACAAACCUUCCCGAGCUUUCAUGAACUCUCACACUGUAGUGACUCCGGAAAAUAAGUUAAUUGGCAGUAAAAAUAAUUCAUUCGAACAAACCCCCCCCCCCCAAGUUAUUUGGCGUCUGUGUUUGGAACGCAGAAGCUCAGCGUUGGAGUCACACUAUCACAGUUUAAAUGUGCCUUCGUAAUGUUAAAUGUAUUAGAUUUUAGUUAAUAAUGUACUUAAUUGUCAUCUAAAAUGCGAAAAAUUCUCUCAGACUAAUGGUAUACAGAAACGUUGACUUACGGCAACUAUUCAACGAUCCGUUAAGGAGGCGAUUACAGUGCGAGAAAAGACCUUAAUUGGUUAUAAAUUGCGGUAAGUUCGCAACACAAAGAUCACAAGGUUUAGCUUUAGAUUGAACAAAUGUAAAUAUUAGACUAAUUUAGACAGUCUCGUACAGAAAACGGUAGAAAACGAUCUUGCAAUGUAGUGGAAUAUAGAUACAAGGAUAUUUGCAGUUGUUGUCGUUUUAGUUACUACUGUUGUGGAUCAUGGAACAAUAAGCACAGGAAGAGGCAAAUUGGCCCAAAAUUCCGCGCCCAAUUAAUUAAACUAAUGACACUUAAUCGGUUUAGUCUGCACGUGGCCCAUGUUUCUUCCACCCCAGCUAUAUUUUCCAGACAGUUAUCAGUGUAUAUUGGUUUUAACAUUGCAAAUUGUUUAGUUCGUAGGCAGCCAAACACUGCAGGUAAUUUCAUUAUUAUUAGUCAAAUUUGCCAUUUACCCUUGGGAUUUGAAAAUAUUCUUAGUUCUGAAAACUGGGUUAAACUAGAAGUAAUUGAUCCGAAAUCUGGUUUCCCUUUAACGAUUUUCACUUUCUCAAUUUUACACAUCUCUUUGGUGUUUCUCACAUUUUUAUGGAUUUUUUUGUCAUUUUUUUUGAGCAAAGUAACUUGUGUGACAGUUAGUUCGUAUUUCCCUCCAAUGACCUAACAGAUAAAUAACGCUGAAAAUUGAAAGUAUAAUGAGCAUAAUUGAUAUUUUCAAUUCGUCUCAAAAUUGUUUGCAAAUUCGUUUUGUUUUUAAACAAUAGACGGCCUGUUUUCUUUCUGCGAACUUUAUUUACGACGUGACAAGUGAAAGAUGUGUCCUGGUGUUACAGACCUUAAGGCAAUCUUGGUUAAUAGCGUUAGGGAUGAACAACGAACCAGCCACUGCUACAUUACUGAACCAUAUUCGUCUACUUCAUUUUACUGCUCUUUCCUCACCGCCGCCCCCCCUCCUCCGCCAUGCCUAAUUUUAUCCAGUUCUCUUUACGGUUAUAAAAUGAUAGAGUUAAGGCCUUCUGUACGAAAUAUAAAGGUAACAUAUUUUGAAGUCCGUCCCUGGUUGUUUCCCCGUUUGUUCGUGGCAGUUAAACCGAAAGAUACCGAUUUUACUUGAAACAGCAAAGGUUCCAGAUUUCAAGCCACUCUCAUUCUAAAACUAUAGACAAGUUUAGAAAUGUCUUUAUACUCGCAAUAAGUUUCGACAUUAGUUUUAAUCAAUAAGGCAUGGAACAAUCAAUAUUUUUUCUGUUUAGAAUAUUGCCAAUGACAUUUGUUGAAGUAAAAUAUCAACGUAACUAAGUUUCAGAUGUUUAGUGAUGUGCGAUAAUACUAUUUUCCUCUUGUAUCUGAUAUUCUGUUUCAUCCCCGUAUUUUGCAGACAUCUGGUUCUGGGUAACUGAAAACGUGUAUUUGCUACACCUCGGAGCAACGGAGGUGGAAUUGGAUUUUCUCUGGGCCUACGGUGUCCUAUCGCAUAUGCUCGACUCCACCUCCUUCAGUAGAGGCGUUAAAGUCGGCAAUUUGAUUUAUACUUAAAAAAGAAUAACAUUCCACUUUCAUUCAUCACCCCUCCCUCCAAAAUUAAAAUAGAGCCACCUUUACCAGGAGAAUCUCCCCGAGUUUCCCAUCGGGAUUGGCUCUUCCCAGUUUCAGUUUCAGCGGAAGCCGCCGCAACUGGAGCGAGAGGUUGUGACACAGUGCAAGAAUAGAGCCCUAAGGCCCAGGCAAUUCGUUUCAAACGUUGUUCCUUUUAGACCCGGCAAAUGAACCAUUCGGGCACUAUAUUUCAGUUUCAGAAAAGUGUUUUCAAAGCCUGAUGUAAAUUAUUAAAGUAUUUGUGUCGCCAUAUACAGCCCUGAGAUUCAUUUUCAAAUAUAUGCUAGAAUAAUCAGAAUCAAUGAAAGACCGCACCAACUAGUGUUGAACCAGUGUGCAAAAGACAAGCUGUACAAAAAAACCCAAUAAAUAUCGAGAACACGAAAUGAAGAGUCCUUGAAAAUGAAUCCAUAGAUUGUGGGAAAAGUUGGUGGUGGGGGUCCCUGAUUAUAAAUGCUGCUGUCCGGCGACAACGCUUCCUGUAGCUGUGCUCAAUGGCGGGGAGGGCUUUAUCUGUGAUGGACUGGGUCGUAGACUUUGGUGUUCCCAUACCAGGCUGUGAUGCAGCCAGUCAAUAUAUUCUCCACCACAUAUGUAUAACAUUUUUGUAUUGUACCAGUAAUUUGACUCUAGUCUUAAACCUUUUGCAGUUGUAACAUUCAGUGAAAUAUCACAUGCCUUUCCUAGGCGAUGAAUAUAAUUGGUUAAUCCAAAUAAAAUAAGGAAGUGCCAUCUAAUGUAGUAAUUGUAAUAACAGACUUUUAACCACAACUGUUGCAAGAUUGUUCACACUUUUUUAAACUUUGUUUAAUUUCCCCAAGAUUUGUGCAGAUAUUGAACUAGUAUCAAACGCAAAUCUGAAAAAGUAGCGAACAGAAAGUAGUUCUAAAGCUUCCUAAUCGGCAUUAUAAAUAGAGCAGCCCCAUGCGAGAAAUCCAUUAUUUUAAUCGCCAAUUACUCCCUUCGAGGCUUAAAACGUGCUUACCGUUAAAAGCCCAGAGUAGCAUGUUGCCGAAACGGUUAUCCAUAUACUGCUCUCACUAGCCGACUAAAUAAAGGGAGGGGUGGUUAUUUAACAUUUGAUAUUUAUAUAAAGUGGGGCCUUAUAAUCUGGAUUGUCCUUCGCUCGUGUUCCAUUGAAAAUGAAGUUUCUUUAAAUUUGCGCAUUUUUGCAGCACAGAAACGGGCCACUGGGCUCAUUUGUCAUUGUGUUUUGAACAUUCUCUCAGUAGCACUCUGUCAGAAGAAAAAAAUAAAUGCAGGUGCUGAAAAUAUGGAAAAAUGUGCUGGAAAGCCUCAAUUAAAUGAAUUAUGAUAGCUCAUCCACCUGAAACCUUAUCUUGGUUUCUCCCUCUAGACUGACUUGCUGAUAAUUUCUAGUAGUUACUGUUAUUUCUCCCCAUAUUUAUACACAUCUUUGCCUCGGGUAACAAUUUUCUCCUAAACUACUACAGUCGACGCACAUGGCGUUUGUGGAACGCAAUUGAAAAUAGAGAGCAAUGGGUUAUGGCUCCUGUGCUUUCCACAUGAGUGAGCAUGUUUUAUUAUCUGUAAAUCAAGCCAAGUAUCGGCAGUCCAGAAUCCAUGGUUGCUGAGAUGUUCCCUGAGGACUUGGGCAGAGUUGAUUAUGGUUAUGAGAUGACCAGUAGGCGAUGCGAACUCAUAUCUGGAUCUUGAUGGGUUUAAACUAUUGCAAACGGCAAAUUUACUGUAUAUACCUACAUACCCAUCUCCACUUUGAGCAUUGACUUUCUCCGGCUCCCAGCUAAACAUUCUCAGUUUCAAAUCUCACUACUGUCUUUUCGCUGCCUCUGUAAUAAGACCACAAGGCAUUUGGAACAGAAUUAGGCCGUCCGAAUAUGGCUUAAUCCCAUUCUACUUUGGACCAGUAAACUUGAUUUUACUCAUCAAGAACUUAUUGACUUGGCCUUCACAGCCAUGUGUGGCAAUGAAAUCCAUUGAUUCAUUACUGGCUACUAGAUGGGCCUAGGGACCUGUUCUGCGCUGUAUUGCUCUAUGACUCUAAAUAUAUUCUUCCUCAUAUGUCCUCUGGUCCUAGACUCUCCCACUACUGGAAACGUCCUCUCUACUUCAUCCAGGCUUUCAAUAGUAGGCAGGUUUCAAUGAGAUUCCCUCUCAUUAUUCCAAACUUAAGCGCGUACAGGCCCCGAGCCACCUCAUACGUUAACCCUUUCAUUCCCGUAAACCUCUAGACCCUCUCGAAUGCCAGCAUAUCAUUUAUCAUAUAUGGUCUUAAAACUGUUUACAAUACAAUACUCCAAAUGUGGUCUGAUCAACCCCUUAUAAAGCUACUUGUUUUACACAUCACUGAGCUUCUCAUCUUGAAUUCUCACCUGCCUUAUUCCACAAUUUUCUCCUGAACAAGACGCUCUCAACUUCUACUGUAAUAUUUAUUAGUGUUAUUAGUGAUUAUAUUUAUAGCUGUUAGGUCCACAAAAACAAAACUGCAGAAAAUCUGAAUUAAAGUACCAAUCACUCUUGACUACUCAACCCGUAAGGCAAUAUGUAAAUAUAAAGAGUUUACAUUGCAGAUUAUCAGCAUCAAGUCGCCUUUACAAGACAGGGAAUGGAAGGAAAUAUAGCGACUAGACAGGCUAAAGAAAAUGUGUAAAUAGAUGAAGCAGAAUCAUUGUCUGAAAUUGUUGAAUUCAAUUUAGAACCAAAUAUCCCUUGAAUUUUUUUUAAGAUUAUGAAGACACGUAGUCCUCUUUUAUUGCCACUUAGUAAUGCAUGCAUUAAGAAAUGAUACAGUAUUUCGCGAAAUGGAACACUAGGUGGCAACAUUUUUGAUUGGACACAUUUUUCCAGAUUCCACAUCAAUAUUAAUAUCAUAUAAUUUUGUUGUUUCUGUUUCGGUUCCAGAUGUUUCACUUGUUGUCUAUUUCUAAUAUUUGCUUAUACUGUGAAUAUUUUUAUUUCUGACUUUUCUCCGUAACAUAUCUGUAUCAACUUAUUUUCCAGUUCUAGUGAAAAAUCAUCGAAUUGAAUUAAAUUCCCUUCUCCACAAUCUGACAGAGUACUGACAACUUUUAAAAAUUUAGUGGGCAAUUUUUCCAGGUGAAAACAUCUUAAUAUUUCCUCUUAAAUGUUAUUUUUUUUUUAAGAUUUGCCAUAGAUUUCCAACAGCUGCUCAUUGCCUGUUUAUUGUAAUCUCUCAGUUCUGAUUUCAGAUCAACAAUUUUCAGAAAAAAAUUCUUUUAAUCCCUUUCUGGUGCUUUCAGGUCCUUCCUAUAAUAUGGAAACCAAACCAAUGCAGGCAUUGUAGGUUUGUCAAGACUGUUUGUACUCAUGUAACCAUACCCAUCCCAAUCUGAUGCAAUUAACUCAUUAUUAAAUUGUACUUACUUUGGCCAAGACCAGACUAUUAAUACUUUGUGAACAAUAGUGGCUAACGUAGUGCUGGGUUCAUUGAGCUAUGCACCAUGGAAGCAGGCCCUGCGGUUCAACUCUCUGUGGCAACCAAAAUGGCCAUUUAAGCUUGCCCUAGUUUCCUACAUUUGGCCCAUAUUCCCCUGAACAUUUCACACCCACGUGCCAGUCCAAACGUCUUUUAAAUGUUAUUGUACCAGUCUCAACUGCUUCUCUCUGGCAACUUGUUCCAGAUGUUUACCUUCUGUAUGAAGAGCUUGCUUCUCCGAGCUUCCUUUUAAAUCUUUCCCUUCUCACUUUAAACCAUGCUCUCUCGUUUUUGUUUUCAUUUUCCUGGGAAAAAAAGACUAUACCCUUAUGCGUAUAAUGUCACCAAAAAGCAGUACCCUCUACAGCCCUUCUUGCAAUCUUGCAGCUUCCAGCUCGGGUGACGUACUCAUGAAUCUUCUCUGCAUCCUGCUCAGUCAAAUGCCAUCCAAUGACCUGGAACCUAAUUUUUACCCCCCCCCCCCCCGGCAACUCCAAAAUGGUGUUGGCAUAUAUAUUGACUGCUGUAGAUUAUCACCUAGUUUACUUGAGAGGCAAAACAAUCAAAAGGGAAAUUGAUGGGCGUGUUAAAUAAUAAUCUAUACGAUCACAGAUGGGGAAUGCCACUGAUGGGAUGACCCUGGUGGGAGUGGUUAUGGACUGGAUAAGUAAAUUCAAUGUGUGGAACAUCAUUUCCAUUUUUCACUUUCUGAAGUACAACUCCUACCACCAUCCACUUCUGAGUUUAGCCGGUUUGGUAUCAAUUCUGCUACUGGACGUGACUGCAAGUGGCCAGCGUAUGCUGCUUCUUCAAAGGCUUUUUGAAUUUUGGGAGUGUAUUUACUCCCCUUUUCUGACCCUGAGUCUGAGCCAUCUUUGGAAAUAUUGGUGUUAAAAUAAAUAAAAAGUACACAUAAAAUUACCUACAGUCGUCAAAGUUGACCAUGCACAUUCUGGCUGAAUGUGAACGAAUGUUGCUUGGGAACAUAUUGACAGAUGUUAAAGCAAGUUUGACAAUUCAAGGUGGUACCAUUUUGAGUUUUACUUCAGUAGAGAGAUGGGGGGUUCAUACAAGAUUUAAUUUGUAGUAUAUUUUAAAGUUAUUGUGGCUGAUAAUUUUUUUUUGCAAAAUUGCAAUCUUAUAUAAAAUACAUGUAAGCAAGGUCUCCAGAGUAAAAUGAUUAGAAAGAUAUUUAUUCAAAAAGGGCACAGACAUAACUUGGAGACAUAAAUAGCUCUUUGCUAAUGGAUUCAUUUUGACAGAACAUCAUAAAAUUUAAAAAAUACUGGUAAAAUUGGAAUAAAUUUCAUUUGAUUAUUAAACACAAACUGCCAAUAUGUUAAUCGUUGUUAUUAAAUAAAAGAUAUACAGUUUAGUCAAAGGCUGAAAUGAUCUUCACUCUUAAAAAUAUAGCAAUUACCAGAAAUUACCAUCCUGCAUUGUAACUUUCAUCAUCAAUGCUACCCGUUUCACUAAGAAUGUGCAAUAGAGACAGAUUACACUGGUAAACUUGAACAUUGUAUAUACUGUGCAUGCCCAAAAGUUCCCACGUGGGUAGAACUUAGUCCCAAUUUUGGAUUCCUCCAUCCACACAUUUUCUUUAGCAAGUAUAUAUAACCAGACAUUAACAGCAGUAA
Molecule: messenger RNA, 11188 nt
Organism: Mobula hypostoma (lesser devil ray)
Lineage: Eukaryota; Metazoa; Chordata; Chondrichthyes; Myliobatiformes; Myliobatidae
Gene: ube2kb
Product: ubiquitin-conjugating enzyme E2Kb (UBC1 homolog, yeast)
Exons: 7
Coding region: 184-729 (181 amino acids)
Biological process (GO): proteasome-mediated ubiquitin-dependent protein catabolic process; protein polyubiquitination
Cellular component (GO): nucleus
Molecular function (GO): protein binding; ubiquitin conjugating enzyme activity
Source: RefSeq, a predicted model, not a curated record